ACAGUGUCGUAUUCAAUUUUGCUAAACUUGACAUGACCGACCAUAAACGUUAUUUGGAUAUGCCGUUGAAGAUAUUCCCUUGUCACGUCUUUUUUUUAACACGCCGUCAAUGACAAGCAAUGAUGUCACUGCUGGUGACGUAUUCGCAAGUGGCGAGAUUACAAAUCAUAAACAAUGCUCAGUUUCAGGAAAUGUAAUGCUUUACAAGUGGCUAAGGUAACGCUCAAUAUCGAGUUGUCUUGGUAAAAGAAAAAACAUGAGAGAUGGGAUGGAAUCUUCGGGAAUUCCCUCUGAAAAUAUAGAAUUGGAAUAUUUUUGUGGAGCUCAGAAUGAAUGCACCCGCCGAAUCUCUCCUCAGAUACGAUCCUCCAGUUAUAAUUCCCAAAAGUGCAGAUAAAAAAUCAGCAAAGGGACGUCCUCCAAAACCCCUCAAGUCAAAACCUCAGCAGCCUGCAGACUCUUUACUACGUCUUCGUAAAUCCAUAACAGCAACGCUCGAAGACAUCAAGCAGAAAAAUGAGAACCUUCUCAAUCUUAUGUUUCCACCCAGGAGAUGGGAGGAAGCAAACAAAGAGUGGGUGCAAAAAGUCUGCAGUGAACCAUCUACUCGAGUGGAUGUGGUGAACUUGGAGGAAGAGUUGGACAAGAAGCUGCUGCAAACACGGGCUAUGGAGACUGGAAUCUGCCCUCUGAGAAGGCAGUUAUACACCGAGUGCUUUGAUGAGUUGAUCAGACAGGUGGUCCUCAUUUGUGCCGAGAGGGGUCUCUUGUUGCUGCGGGUAAGAGACGAGAUCAAAAUGACCAUUGCUGCCUAUCAGACGUUCUAUGAGAGCAGUAUGGUUUUUGGCGUGAGGAAAGCCCUGCAUGAUGAACAGGACAAGGUGGCCCUGAAGGACAGAAUUUCUGAUUUAGAGAACUUAAAAGAGGAGCUGAUAGAGAAACUGGAUUACCAAAAAAAGAAAUGUGUGGAAGUGAAGAAAAUGGCAGCUGAAAAACAGGAAGUGCAAGAAAAGAAGUGCACUGAGGAGAUUCAGAGCUUGAGGAAAAACAACCAACAGAUGAAGGUCCAACUGGAGGGGCUCCUCACAGCCAAAAAGUAAUUUUGCCUAUAUGGGAUGAAUUGUCCCAGUGUUGAACAUUUGUACUUUUUGACAUCUCUUUGGAGGAUGCUACACAGGGGACAUUUGCUCUAAAGUUGAAAGGUCAAAGUGAAUUGUCAACUAUUGCGCUGCUGUGGCCGCAUCAGAGUGCGUGCAACGUCGUCGGCCACUGUUGCACAGACUCAAUUUCCACAAUGGCGAGACACCGUUGGCCACAACACACACGCAUAUUGGGAACUGAGUGGACUAGAGGUGUCAAAAAUGAUCGAUUCAUCCUUAGUCGCCUCAUAUUCUAAUAUUAAACUGUGUAGAGCCAUUUGUCGACUAAAGAUUGUCCAAAUCUUUUGAUUUCAGGCUCUCAAAAGUAACAAUUGAGAUUUUUUUCAGCACUUUAUAAAAGCAGAGUAAUUUUUUUUGGUGUUUAAUCAAUAAGACAUUUGCAAACAUCUGCUUUUACUUUGGAAAACAAUGACCAUUUUUUUUCUUGCGUGGUAUUGCCUAACUGUUUUGUUGCCAAUAAUUAUGAAAUAAAAAAAGUUGAAUAAAUCGUAAUGAAGGAAAAAAACUUUUUUUAAUACACUAACGCAAAUAAAAUUUCAUCCAAUUAUUUGCUGGACAACGAAUACAUGCGACAGUACCACAU
Messenger RNA from Syngnathus typhle (broad-nosed pipefish), 1743 nucleotides. Its product is annotated as axonemal dynein light intermediate polypeptide 1-like. The transcript has 6 exons. Bases 330 to 1100 code for a protein of 256 amino acids. Gene Ontology annotation, molecular function: dynein heavy chain binding. Gene Ontology annotation, cellular component: axoneme. NCBI's taxonomy places the organism in Eukaryota, Metazoa, Chordata, Actinopteri, Syngnathiformes, Syngnathidae. The record is from RefSeq and is a predicted model, not a curated record.